ACGACGCAAAGUUUGUAAAUAACAGUGUGUAAACGUCAAAUAAAUUUGUUUAUUUCAUUUUUUCAUAAAAAACGAAUAUUAAAUUAUAUAAAAAAUAAUUUUCUGUUGUAUUUUCAAUAUAGAUAACUAAUAUUAAAAAAAAAAUUCUAAAUUUUAUCAUUAUAGAAAUGUCUGAUAAAGAGGAAUCUGUACCCAAAAUAGAAUUUAAGAAAAAAUCACGUAAACCUCUCAGAAAAAGAGAACAAUUAAACGAAGAAGAAAUUGACGACGAUGACGAUAAUACUUUAAGAGAGAAAUUGGAGGAAUUGAAAACAAUUCAAAAACUUCGACAAAGAACUAAUGGUGUGAAAAUUGAUCCAGAUUUUACGGGAGAAAAAAUAACUACUGAAGCACCAGGGUCAGAUCCAUUUAAUGUUAAAGCAGGAGGAAUGGUAAAUAUGGCAGCUUUGAAAAAUGCUAAAAUAAAACAAAACGAUGCUUAUGAAACAGGAAUAGGAACACAAUUUAAUGCAGAGACUAAUAAACGCGAUGAAGAUGAAGAAAUGGUUAAAUAUAUAGAAGAGCAUCUAUCUAAAAGAAAACGCAUCAAUAAAGAAGAAUCAGAAGCUAAUAUAACAAAUGAAGGUGUCUAUUGUUCACCAGAAGAUGCAGCUCUUCAAGCAGUUCCUGAUCAUUUAAGACAAAGUUCUACAUACAGAAGCGAAGAGAUGCUUUCAAAUCAAAUGCUUUCUGGAAUUCCAGAAGUUGAUCUCGGCAUUGAGGCAAAAAUAAAAAAUAUUGAAGCAACAGAAGAGGCGAAAUUAAAACUCCUUUGGGAUCGUCAUAGAAAAAAAGAUGGACCCUCACAAUUUGUCCCUACAAACAUGGCAGUUAAUUUUGUUCAGCAUAAUAGAUUUAAUAUCGAAGUUUCUGAUGUUCAAAAAAAUAAAAAUAAUUCACGAGAACAUAGACAACCUAAUUCAUCAUCGGCAAUGACUUCAAAAGAAAAGAGAAAAGAAGCAGAAGAUAAAGCAACGGAUGAUUAUCAUUAUGAAAGAUUUAAGAAACAAUUCAGAAGAUUUUAAUUAUAGACGCGCUUUUACAAAAAUAAUUGUCUUCAUUUUUGUAAAUAUGAAAAAUAGAAAUGACAUUUUAUUUAAUUUUUUUCUAUGUGUACGAUUUUGUUUUAAAAAAAAGUUAAUUUAAUAAUAAAGUUUUUUUAAAUUUCUAAAUGCAUUUAUAUGAUUGUAUAGGGGUGAAAAGGUUAAUUUAAUUUUACAAUGCGCUAUUGAUGCGAAUUUUUUCAAAUACACAGAAGCCCCAAAAGAACAGAUAGUUAAAUCCGCCAAGCAGAAAUAUAUAUAUACAUACAUAAA
Leptopilina boulardi is the source of this 1355-nucleotide messenger RNA. Its product is annotated as telomere length and silencing protein 1 homolog. The transcript is spliced from 7 exons. Gene Ontology annotation, biological process: mRNA splicing, via spliceosome. Gene Ontology annotation, cellular component: spliceosomal complex. The record is from RefSeq and is a predicted model, not a curated record. Lineage: Eukaryota; Metazoa; Arthropoda; Insecta; Hymenoptera; Figitidae. Bases 168 to 1064 code for a protein of 298 amino acids.